GGGGUCAUAUCAAACAAAACUAACCGUAUAUGUGGUUAUCCAAUUGUUGAUGGUUCAAAAGUUAUCAAUGAUUUUUCAUUUCUAUAAAAAGAAUUAAUCACAAUAAAACUAUGUCACAUUUUUUACUUUUCAUUUUACAAAUUCCAUCCACAUGGAUGCACCUUUCACCAGAAAUAAUUUUAUGACAUGUGUAUUACUUCUUAUCAAUAACCUAAGAAAAAUGUUGUUUUCCUUGAAUUUUGUCAUGGAAUGAAAUAUUAAAGUCAUAUGUUCACCCAACAGUGAAAAAUACUAACCAUCAAGUUGAUGUUUGUCAUGGUUGAGUUCACAUGUUCAUCUUAAUUUUUAUAUACCCCUCCUUUCAAUUUGUUUUAAGGUUGACAUAGAAAUAAAUGGAGAACCACAAGAAAUACACAUGAAAUUAGGAGAGAGUGGAGAAGCUUUCUUUGUGGAAGGAUUGGAAGAUGAUGAUGAAAUCGAAAUUCCCGAGCACCUAGCUACUUCCCCUAUACCUGUCUCAGAAAUUGAGAACAUAUUCAAAAGUCAAGGUAGACGUAGGAGUUUUGAUCUAGAGGAUAUUACGAAACUCGGAUUAGAGAACCAGGAAAAUGACUAUACCAAGCGUCGCAAUACUACAGAUAAUGAAAACGAUACAACUAGAGGACGAAACUUUAUCAAAAAGCAUAUUAAUCUUGGUAAUAUUGAAGUGGGAGAAACGUCUGCAGAAGAAAUGACACUUUCUAUGAUAUCUGGAAAACACAGUAGUGAAGAUUUGAGCAAGAGUCAUAACGAUAUAUCUGAAACUAUAUUCAAGAUGGAUAGUUUGGACAUGGAACAUAGUAAGGUUGAAGAUCCAAAGCCAGAUGUAACUGUUACUCCUCCAAAAUCUGUGGAAGACCUUCCGAAUGAUGGCAAGACUAGUAAAAAGAGGCGAAAAAGAGUCAGACGAAAAAAUGCUCCAAGGAAGUCAACCAGCACUAAUCAGCUUCCUGUCAGUCAAACUUCUGAUUUUUUAGAAAACACAGAUACGAUAACUGAUAGAAGUUCUUUAGAUAGUAAUUCUUCAGAUCCUGAUGUUAAAGACAAGCCGAAACUAAGUCACACGAAACAGGCGGAUGAAAUGAAUCCAGUCAUAGAUUCUUCGAACAUCAAAAGAAUUGAUGCGGAUUUCCACUUCUUCAGUGAUACAGAGUUGACAACGAAUGGUGCCAAUGAUUCGAGAAGUGGUUCACCUGUGAAUGUUGAAACGGUUCUGUCUGAUUCAGAAUUUGAAGUGAAAGGACGUAAAGAGGAUGCCAAGGAAGGCGGAAAAAGUUGGGAAUGGGGUGGAUUCCCUAGCGUAUCCCAAGGGAAUUCGCCUAUGAGUGACAAUCCUAGGCAGGAAGAACACAAGUCCAUGUUGAGCGGAAUGUUUUCGUUCAUGAAGCAAAAACAUGGCACCCAGUCCAAUCUGGAGGGAGGGAUGUAUCUGUCGGACAUCACUUCUGGGAAUAUCGAUCAAGAGGUGGCAGAGAUCUAUUUCAAUCAGACCAAGGACAAAAAAGAUGUCGACAUGGAUUGUGAAUCAGGAAAUGGACCGUCGCUGGCUCAAAGUCCCAACAGCGCCGAAGGAUGCAAGAGUAUCGACUCAGACUUUGAGGAACAAACAAAAGUUGUGCAGUCUUUUUCACAAGAUAUUUCCCUGUCACUUUGUGGAUGGGACCCCCAACCGAGUCGGGACAGAUUCUUGGAGCACGUCGUCAAAUUCAGUGAUCUAUGCAACAACCCUGUUCUCUUCGAAAGCAGUAGUCUAGUGGUACGAAUCAAGGACAAAUACUACACUUGGAAGGUGGCCUCACCCAUCAUUGCCAGCAUCAUGAUAUAUGGCAGGCCACUAGUGCAAUCAUCUGUCGAUCAGCUCUGUAGUAUUCAUAUGCCUACUGCAAGUCCUCUUCUCGAUAAUAAAGACGAUCCUAAGCAACAACAGGAAUCGAGAUAUUCGUGGUUCAGCUGGAGAAGGAAAUCUUCAAGGGAAACGACUCCUGCUCCAGAAAAACUGACUGACAUUCAAAAGACUGCUGAAACCAGAGAAGUUGUUGAGGAAGUAGAGGAAGUAGAUGAAGAUACUGCAACAGCAGACACUACGACGACAGAAGAUAAAAUGCUCAGCAUCGAAAAGACCAAUUCUCCAUCUACUUUAGACAAAUAUAGGAAAACUCUGAGAUUGAGUUCAAAGCAAAUAGCAUCUCUGAAUUUGAAAGAUGGUGUCAACCACGUGGAAUUCAGUGUAACAACAGCCUAUCAGGGAACCUCGAGAUGUCAGUGUCAUCUGUACAAGUGGAAAUGGGAUGACAAAAUUGUAAUUUCUGACAUUGAUGGAACCAUCACCAAGUCUGAUGUGUUGGGUCACAUUCUCCCUAUAGUCGGCAGAGAUUGGGCUCAGACUGGAGUAGCGCAGCUUUUCAAUAAAAUCAGAGACAACGGCUAUAAACUGCUGUAUCUGAGUGCCAGAGCGAUAGGACAGGCAAGGACUACAAGAGAAUAUCUGAAGUCCAUCAGACAAGGAGAUUUGAGUAUGCCUGAUGGACCGAUCCUCCUUAAUCCUACAUCAUUGAUAACUGCUUUUCAUAGUGAGGUUAUCGAGAAGAAGCCUGAGCAGUUUAAAAUUUCGUGUAUGUCGGACAUCAAAGCUCUUUUCCCAACCGAUUCUAAUCCGUUCUAUGCUGGAUAUGGAAAUAGGAUAAACGACGUUUGGGCGUAUAGAGCAGUCGGCAUACCCAUCGUUAGAAUAUUCACCAUCAAUCCGAAAGGGGAGCUGAAGCACGAGUUAACACAGACUUUCCAAUCAAGUUACUCGGGCCAGUCCCUGGUGGUAAAUGACGUAUUUCCUCCCAUGUCAAAUAAAAUCAUGUCAAAAUAUGACUACGACUAUGACGAUGAUUCAGCAGACUCUGAAUCAUCAUCAGUCGACAGAAAUUAGUAUUAUUUGUACAAUGUUUGAAACGAACUGUGAUCAUGAUAGUAUAAAACGAUGUUUUUGUCAACCCCAAACUUGAAGGGGUGGGUGUAUUGAACUGAAAUCAGAGCAUAUGUAUUUUGUCAUGGAAGGGCUUUGCAUGCAGGUAUGAGUUUUUGCAUAUUGCAAGGAGCUAUGUAUGAAAGAAUAUUAGUAGUGAAAUAGGCAGAACAACGGAUGAUGAAAAUUAACAAGAUUUCGCCUAAUGAUCUAUUAUUAUUUGACGCUUAACUAAAACAUGGAAAAUGAGAAAAUACAUAUGUUGAACAAAUUUAAUUGAAAGUAUUAUCCUAUAAAGUAGAUUAGCAUAGCCAUAAUUUUAAGAAACAAUAAGUUGCAUUAUCCCAUACCUGGUCUCACCAUGUGUCAUCCUGGGGCGAUUUUUCUGCAUCCUGUAGAACUUCAGCAUGUAAUAUCAAAUGUUAUCCGAAUAUGAGUAUAAUAGUUGAUCAGCUGUUUCCUUCCCGUGUAGAAGCAGCGAAUGAUUAUUCCCAAAAUAUCUUCUGGCGAGACCCGAUUGUAGCUAUCGAAGAUAUUCCUGAAUUGUGAAGUUAUUGUUAGCAAAUGCGUGUUUAAACCUUGAGCAAAUUGUAAACCCAACCUAGAAAGUGGUGCUCCAAAGCUUUUGUUGUGAAUAGAAAUAUUGUAGGUGCUACCAAUUUUAUUCAGUUUUUUUUGUGAUAUUUCUUUGUUUAGACUUUGUUCUUCAUAGUUGAUCAUAUAUACAUACCAAACAUUAUUUGGAAGUCGUCACAUAGUGUUUCACUACUACUGACUCAUUUGAAUGAAUAUUGGUUACCGGAUUUGGGCUUGCAAUGUCACAUUAAUCAUUUAAUCAUCUUUUUUUUAAUUGAAAUUUACAAUUUGGUGUAGACAUUUUACAAGUAAAAUGUUCCUAAAACCCCUUCUAUAAAGGUGAGUUCCCAAUGCAGCGUUUUUUCCGUUCGCGUUGCAUGAAGUCACAUAUUUGACGCUAAUGAAGUUUGAAUAUUUACAUUUUUUGACGUUGCUGCAAGUCAUUUAUGUUCGAGGAAAUUUUGACUGCAAGUUCAAUAAACUUUUGCUCUGAUUCAUUUUAUUUUCACUGUGUUAUCUUCGUUUUCUUUACGAAUUGAUCGUUUCUAGUGUGUAACGUGACAUGCGACGUGAAAACCGAAAACGCUGCAUUGGGAAGUGCCAAUAAUUGUCAGUCUUGUGCUCAUAAAUUUGAAUCAGUCUCAACGGUUAUGUACAUGUAAAAGAUGGGUAAGUCGGUGAAACCGUGAAACGUGAGUGUUUUGUUUCGGCUGAAACUCAUGAAAUGCAUCUAAUUCAUUAUCUAGCGAAUUGUUCCACCAAUGAAGUGUUUUGAUACCAUGCAGAAGGGUUCAUUCAACUUCAAACUUAUUUUGCUUGGACUAUACCAAUUAAAUUACAUAAAAACAAGUUGACCAUGAGACUUAGCCGGAACAAGUGGAAGAUUUACCAUAUAUCAUUGCUGUGGAAUAGAUACUGUGUUAAAUUUCAACUAUUCACUGUAAUUCUGUUGAGGAAUCGAACAGAAAAAAAAUUGAAAGUGAUUUUGUUGGGAUAUCGUGGAAAAAUAGAUUUUUUUCAUGGCAUUUUAAGUAAAUUAAAUAAUUCAAUUUGGAUUGUGAUUAUAAAUUAAGGCUGUUGGUAUUGUGAUAGCGAUUUAUGUACCAACAGGUUUCUAUUCCUUUUAGUUUACGCUUUAGUUCAGUAUGUUAGCAAGAUAACUUAGAUUGGUAAUUUUAUUCAAUGUGAUAAUUUUCAGCGAAGACCGAGGAGAGAUUUUCAUCCAUUAUUUUAUUUUGUAAUAUUUGAAUUCAAUAAAUUGCUAUUUAUAUUUG
This is a messenger RNA of Phaedon cochleariae (mustard beetle), 4845 nucleotides long. Lineage: Eukaryota; Metazoa; Arthropoda; Insecta; Coleoptera; Chrysomelidae. The record is from the annotation of a GenBank genome assembly.